AUGGCGAAGCGCCCCUCCAUACGCGCGCGCGCCACCGCUCGCUCCACCACCGCCUCCGCCCAACCUACCCAUUCAGCGAAGGCAGCACAUCCUUCCGCCCAAACCCGGCCAGCACACCCUGCGAACCUGCCCACAAACAAGAAGACCAGGCGCAUACAGAAACACAAUGAUCUCAUGACUCGGGUGCGCGAUGCUGGAGUGUCAAAGCAGGCCUCCAUGAAGAAGCGGAGACGACCUGCCAAGAAAAUGCCCGCGGCCGAAGGGCUCGGAGAUCUAAGCGCGGCGUUGCCAGAGCUUUCGGACGACGAUGGCAGUGGCGCGGACGGAGGAGGGAGUGAAGGGAGCUGGGAGGGGUUCGACGACGACGAGCAGAUGGACGACAAUCGUAGUACGGCCAAGAGGAGACGGAGGAGGGUAGCAGCGGGGCAGGAUGGCAAGAUCCAGAUGCGCAGUUUGAAGAGCAGACCCGGGGCGAUGAAGAAGAAGCGGGCGAUGGAGGGGCGAGAGGUCGACAGGUUCUCGCGGAAUCUGGCGUUGCUCACUUCGAACGGGGACGCGGGGCAGGGUGGUGAGGCGUGUGGGAAGGGUGGAGGCGUUCAGGCGCGUGAAGGAACAGCAGGGCAGAGUGGCAAGUGGGCGGCGCUGAGGCGGUUCAUCGAGGGGACGAUGGUCAAGGACACUGCUUUCAGGGGAGGAUGA
Messenger RNA from Saxophila tyrrhenica, 699 nucleotides. RefSeq lists its product as uncharacterized. The transcript has a single exon. Lineage: Eukaryota; Fungi; Ascomycota; Dothideomycetes; Mycosphaerellales; Extremaceae. Gene Ontology annotation, cellular component: preribosome, small subunit precursor; 90S preribosome; nucleolus. Gene Ontology annotation, biological process: maturation of SSU-rRNA from tricistronic rRNA transcript (SSU-rRNA, 5.8S rRNA, LSU-rRNA). The record is from RefSeq and is a predicted model, not a curated record. Bases 1 to 699 code for a protein of 232 amino acids.